Messenger RNA from Brassica napus (rape), 3075 nucleotides. RefSeq names its product putative disease resistance protein At4g11170. The record is from RefSeq and is a predicted model, not a curated record. Gene Ontology annotation, biological process: defense response; signal transduction. The transcript has 5 exons. Gene Ontology annotation, molecular function: ADP binding. Lineage: Eukaryota; Viridiplantae; Streptophyta; Magnoliopsida; Brassicales; Brassicaceae. Bases 1 to 3075 code for a protein of 1024 amino acids.
AUGUCGUCGUGGUGCGGUCCUUCACGUCGUCAAGUCAAAUACGAUGUCUUCCUCAGUUUCCGAGGUGGAGACACACGUAAAAACAUCAUUAGCCAUUUGCACAAAGAACUUGUGAGACAAGGAAUACGUACAUUCAAAGACGACGAAACGCUCGAAACAGGAGACCGUUUCCCUGAAAGACUCCGUGAAGCCAUCAACACGUCGAGGUUCGCCAUUGUGGUUAUCUCGAAGAACUACGCUACUUCGAGAUGGUGCUUGGAAGAGCUUCGAAUGAUAAUGAAGCUUCAACGGGAGAAAAAGAUUGCUGUGAUUCCUGUUUUCUAUGAAGUGGAUAUCUCUGACGUUAGAAAUCAUCGAAGUGGUUUUGGUUUAGUACAACAUCACAAAGAUCCCAAGAUUCCAUUCUGGAAAGAUGCGCUUAGGGGAAUCGCAAACACACAAGCCACCGAGUCAAGAAAAUGCAAGGACGAUGCCACGUUGGUUGAGGGAGUUGUUGAACUUCUUUCAGACAAGUUGUUGUCUAUGUUGCCAAUGGACCUCGGGGAUAUGGUUGGUAUGGAAGCUGACAUGGACCAAAUCGAACAUCUCUUGGACAUGUCCUUUAGGACCAAUGAGGUUCGCAUGGUAGGAAUCUGGGGAAUGGCAGGCAUUGGCAAAACUGCCAUAGCCAAGAAUCUUUAUCAAAAACAUAAACACCAUUUCAAGAUUCAUCAUUGUUUCAUGGAAAAGGUUUCUUCUCUGAAAGCAAAGAGUCCCUUAGAUCUACAGAAAUGGCUUCUUUCAGAUAUUCUUCGGAAAAAAGAUCUCAAGGCACUGAACCUUGGCCAGGGAGCUCCUUGUAUCAAGUCAAGGCUCGUAAACCUAAAAUCCCUCAUUGUUAUUGAUGAUGUGGACGAUGUGAAACAGCUGGAUGCCUUGGCAAAAGAGGCUAGUUGGUUUGGACCAGGGACACGAAUCAUCAUAACAACACGAGACAAGAGCUUGCUCAACUCCUCCUCCUGUGCCGUGUACAAAGUUGAGUAUCUGAAGGAUGAUAAGGCACUCCAGAUCUUUCAGCGGUUUGCUUUUCAAGGAGCAGAACCUCCUAUUGCCUACAAUGAUCUUUCUAUAAGUAUCUCUCAGCUUGCUCAAGGUCUUCCUUCUGCCCUUGAGGAUUUCGGCACUUAUCUCCGCGGCAAGUCCCUAGUGGAGUGGCGAGAUGCUUUGAAAUCGUUUCGGGAAGCUCCUCUCGAGAAAACCAUGGUGGACUUGAAAAGUAGCUACGAUGGUUUAGAUGAACUCGGUAAGGCGGCUUUUCUUCAUGUGGCAUGCCUUUUCAAUGGAGAACCUGUCCGGCGAGUCAGGAAACUUAUUGGUCAAGGUAAAGCCGGAAUGAGAGUUUUAAAGGAAAAGUCUCUCAUCAAGGUGUCUUCUGAUAGGCGUAUAACUAUGCACCGUUUGCUGGAGCAAAUGGGGAAACAUAUUGUGCGUCAAGAGUCAAACAACAACCCUUCUCAGCAACGUAUCUUGUGGCACCAUGACGACAUCCUUCGAGUACUUGAUACCAAUACAAGUAAGCACUUAAUUGAAGGAGUGGUGCUAGAUGUUUGUGAAUUGCGCGCUGGAGUUCACAUCAACUGGGAUGAUUUCAAGCCGAUGUAUAAUCUGAGGUUUCUUAAGAUAUAUAUCUCUAACCAAUCAGGAGUUUUACAACCAUGGAAGGAAUAUAUGACUCUAGAGAACAAUUUCAGUGUACAUAAGCUUAGGUUUCUACAUUGGGAUGCAUAUCCUUUUACAACCUUGCCUACCAGUAUCAGUCCAGAUUGUCUUGUUGAACUAAAGCUGUGUUACAGCAAGCUCAAGACCCUUUGGCGUGGAACACCGAAACUUGUGAAACUGAUGAAACUAGAUUUGACCGGAUCUAAGGAUCUAACAAAACUUCCAAAUCUCAAGGAAGCAAAGUCUCUAGAGGAGUUGAUACUGAAAGGUUGCAGCUCCUUGGAACGGAUUCCACACUCCAUAUGCAAACUAUCUAGACUCCAGAAAGUUGAUUUGUCCAACUGUGAUAGGCUGGAAAAGCUGAACAUCAGUAUAUCGGAUUCUAAAGAUAAUGGCUUUGAAGACACAAGCACGUGCCUUAGAUCAGUCUUCAUGUUUUUCUUUGGCACAGAGCCGUUUGUGGGAAAUAAACUGGGGUGCUCUCUUACAGACCCAUCAAUCAGAGGCAACUUACAAAUCUACUUGAAGCUUCUUGAAGGAUCUGCAGAUCAUCUAUCUUUUGUUUCUGAGAACCACGUCUGUCAUGACGUGGACCUCAAGUCACCUCCCUACGGUUUUAAAUCACUGGACAUCAUGCGGUGUAAGUGGGUUGAGAAGGGUAGUGAGUCCAAAUGUAAUAGCUUCUCAGGGUUUCCUUGGUUACAGGAGUUAAAUCUCAUCAACCUAAACAUCAAGAAGAUCCCAGAUGACAUUGACCAGAUGCACGUCCUGGAGAAGUUGGACCUCAGUGGGAAUCUCUUUGAGAAGUUACCUACGACGAUGAGUCAUCUCACCAAGUUGAAACAUUUGACGCUUUCCAACUGCCGCAGCCUUGAAGGACUGCCAGAACUAUCUCAGGUUGAGAGUCUAACACUUUCUGACUGUACCAACCUCCGAACUCUGGUGAAGAAACAUCAAGGAACAACAUACAGUCUGCUUGAGCUUUGGCUUGACAACUGCAAGAAAAUCGAGUCAUUACCAAAUGAGCUUAAGCAUUUCACCAAGCUGACAUGUUUAGAUCUCAGCAGACACGAUUUCAAGACAAUAUCGUCAAAGAUGGUGGGCGAGCUAACCUCAUUGGUAACUCUCAGUCUCAAUUACUGCAACAACCUUGUAUCACUGUCAGGGCUUCCACUAAGUCUCAAGUGUUUAAAUGCACAUGGCUGCAAGUCUUUAAAAACUUAUUCCCUUCAGGCCGCGCAUUCAGAUCUUAGCCCUUGCCCCAAUGGGAAGGACUAUAGUUCAUUCACUAGGUUUCCAGCUGGAAGACGCAGUAAAGAGUAUGUGCUUGUCCCUGCUUCCAGGAAACAGCAACACGUCGUAAGGUCAAACAUGUGA